CUCGGCAGAGAUCAAGACUUUGCUCACACUAUACUGGAUAGCUUUUGGCGCCGAGACAAAAGAUAUCAGGUACAGUGUGAACACCUAUCCAAUAUGUGACUCUCCACUUUAGAGAUCGGCGGGGCACACCUUCGCUUCGUCACAGAAAUCGACUCGAAAUCACCGUUCUCAUGCGUGAAUAGGAGCCCUCUAGCGUUUUUACCCUUUGUAAGGGAAUGCAAAGGUACAGCCUUGGAUUCUGGAUUCCAGAUCGUGGAUUCUGCAUUCUUUGUCAGUGGA
Porites evermanni is the source of this 279-nucleotide messenger RNA. The record is from the annotation of a GenBank genome assembly. NCBI's taxonomy places the organism in Eukaryota, Metazoa, Cnidaria, Anthozoa, Scleractinia, Poritidae.